Molecule: messenger RNA, 4398 nt
Organism: Capsicum annuum
Lineage: Eukaryota; Viridiplantae; Streptophyta; Magnoliopsida; Solanales; Solanaceae
Product: auxin response factor 19
Exons: 13
Coding region: 629-3961 (1110 amino acids)
Biological process (GO): regulation of DNA-templated transcription; response to hormone
Cellular component (GO): nucleus
Molecular function (GO): DNA binding; protein binding
Source: RefSeq, a predicted model, not a curated record
UUCAUUUAUGUCGGCUUGUUCUCUACUACUUCUCUCUCCCAUUUCACAAAACGUAAUAAUACAACAUAUACACAUACGUAUAUCAAUCAUAUCACAGGCUAUAUAUUAUUUUUAAUUAUUAUUACAAUAAUCUUGCAUAGAAUAGAAUAGUAUAAAGGUUGUAGUACAGCAGCAAUAUAAAACAGCUCCCGUUAUCAUUGGCGUCUGAUUUUCCGGCGACUUCUCUGAUUCCCCCCCCCCCCCUCACCACCCCACCACCUUGCACCUGGGGUGAUGUGUAACUUUAUUAUUCUUUCUGCCUUCCCAUUUUUGGAUAGCCAUAUCUAUAAGAUUAUUUGCUAGUUCUUGAUUUUCCGGUGACCGGAACAAGCUGACGAUUUGUUGACAAUGGAAAAGCAAAAGCAUAUUUACAUUUAAGGAAUUUGUGAUCAUAUUUGAUAAUUUGGGCUGAUGCAAUUAUGGAGCUAAUGGUGGUUUAGUACCUAAUAAUUAUUGAUGGAGUUUUCUAUCUUGAGAACGUGAAAAGCAUUUUGUAGCUGGAAUUACGCGAAAGAUUUGUUUUGCACCAAUUCUUAUUUUUAUUCUUCUCUUAAAAUUCUUUUUGGAGAGAAGUGCAACUUCUGCUGAAAUGAAGGCACCAUCAAACGGAUAUAUACCUAAUUCAGGAGAAGGAGAAAGAAAGCUCAUGAAUUCAGAGUUAUGGCACGCUUGUGCUGGCCCAUUGGUUUCUUUGCCUCCUGUUGGAAGCCUUGUGGUAUAUUUUCCUCAAGGUCACAGUGAGCAGGUGGCGGCAUCAAUGCAAAAGGAGACAGAUGGAAUUCCAAGUUAUCCUAAUCUUCCAUCCAAGUUGAUUUGCAUGUUACACAACGUUACUUUACAUGCUGACACUGAAACCGAUGAGGUCUAUGCUCAGAUGACUCUUCAACCUGUAAACAAAUAUGACCAGGAGGCUUUACUUUUGUCUGAUAUGGGCCUUAAGCAGAACAGGCAGCCUGCUGAGUUCUUCUGUAAAACUCUCACAGCUAGUGAUACAAGCACCCAUGGUGGAUUUUCCGUUCCUCGUCGUGCAGCCGAGAAGAUAUUUCCUCCUCUGGACUAUUCUAUGCAACCUCCUGCUCAGGAGCUAAUGGCUAGAGAUUUGCAUGAUCAAGCAUGGACUUUCAGGCAUAUAUAUCGAGGUCAACCAAAAAGACACCUUUUGACUACUGGUUGGAGUGUCUUUAUCUCCUCUAAAAGGUUGUGUGCCGGUGAUUCUGUCCUUUUCAUAAGAGAUGAAAAGUCACAGCUUCUCUUGGGUAUAAAACGAGCGAACAGACAGCAGCCAGCCCUGUCCUCAUCUGUUAUAUCUAGUGACAGCAUGCACAUUGGGAUCCUUGCUGCUGCAGCUCAUGCUGCUGCAAACAACAGCCCGUUUACUAUCUUUUACAAUCCUAGGGCUAGCCCUUCUGAAUUUGUAAUUCCUCUGGCCAAGUAUAGUAAAUCUAUGUACUCACAAGUUUCACUAGGCAUGCGAUUUCGGAUGAUGUUUGAAACGGAGGAAUCUGGAGUCCGUAGGUACAUGGGUACGAUAACGGGUGUUAGUGAUCUGGACCCCAUACGAUGGAAGAACUCACAGUGGCGUAAUCUUCAGGUGGGAUGGGAUGAAUCAACUGCCGGGGAACGUCCAAGCAGAGUUUCAAUUUGGGAUAUUGAGCCUGUCGUGACACCAUUUUAUAUCUGUCCUCCUCCAUUUUUCAGGCCCAAGUUUCAUAAGCAGCCAAGUUUUCCUGGUGAUGAGUCCGAUAUAGAGAAUGUUUUGAAGAGGGGGAUGCCUUGGAUCAGUGACGAAUUCGGUCUAAAAGAUGCUCAAAGCUCAAUAUUCCCUGGACUGAGCUUGGUACAAUGGAUGAGUAUGCAACAAAACAAUCAUCUGCCAGUUGCCCAAACCGGACUUGCCAGUGUCUUGCACAGUAAUAUCGGUACUGAUGACCAUUCUAAGUUGUUGAACUUUCAGUCACCUACAUUAGCAUUACCAGAUCUCCAGUUCAACAAACCAAAUCAGCUAAACCAACAAUUUGGUCAAAUCCAGCAGCCACCAUUAGCAUGGGCCCAACAGCAACAACCACCGUUACAGUCUCCUAUAAUUGCACAGCAGCGGCAACACACACUACAACAGCAGCAGCAACAUCAACAGCAACAACACCUGCAGCAGCAACAGCAACAGCAACAACAACACUCGCAGCAGCAACAGCAACAACAGCAGCAGCAGCCACAGCAACACAUGUUGCAUCAGCAGUCACAGCCACAGCCACAACCACAGCUUCAUCAGCAAGCACAGCAGCAGCUGCAGCAGAAACAACGUCCAUCCCAACAGCAACAUUUGACUGUGAAUUCAUCACCAGUAAAUCAUUGUGUAUCUCCUAACCAGAUACCAAACCAAACUUUUCCACAAGCUGUGAUAUAUGGUCAACUUCAGCAACAACAGGUACUAUCAUCUAGUAUCCAAUCACAGCAAAAUGUUCCUGUCAAUAGAAAUCCAUUUCCUUCGCCAUCCUUGGCACAGGACCUCCAAUUUCAGCAACAAGUGGAACAGCAAUCUAACCUCUUGCAAAAAUCCCAGCAGCAGCACACUAUACCACAAGAAGCUCCACUUCAAUUAUUGCAACAAAGUUUGAUGCAGAGGCCCCAAGUGCAACCAUCAUCACAGCAGAGCCUCACGGAGCAGCAGCUGCAGCUACAGCUUCUUAAUAAACUACAGCAGCAGCAGAAGCAACAAGCACAGCUAUUAUCUCCUGUAAGCUGUACCCUGGAGCCACGUAUGUCCCAGCAACAACAGAACCGGCAACCACAAGAGCUCCAGUUUGCUCAUCAGCAAUUAAGUUCCAGCAUCAUGAUGGCAGCCACACAUCUCCAGUCGCCCCAGCAUGCUUUCAACCAACUCCAAAACCAGAACAAAUUGCCUAUAACAAUCAAAGGAAUUUCUGGUGCUACAGAUGGAGAUGCUCCUUCAUGUUCAACCUCUCCUUCUACAAACAAUUUCCAAGUUUCACCACCAAACUUCUUGACCAGGAACCAAGAGCAAGCACUACAGGUGGAUGAGUCGGUAGUUGAUCCUUCUCAAGAGCAAAACAAAUCCGAAUUUCGAAUAAAACAUGAACCACCAUUCUCAAAAGGUUCAGAGCAGUCUAAAUACAAAGCUAGUGGUACUGAGAACUUAGAGGCAGCCUCAUCGACAACGUCCUAUGGGCUGGAUUAUAGUGGUUUCAACUUUUCAUUGCCUGCAUUAUGUGUGGAUGGUGAUGUUCAAUCACAUUCUAGGAGCAGUCUUCCUUCAGCAGUAAAUAAUAUAGAUGGAUUGAACCCUGAUGCUUUGCUAUCAAGGGAUUAUGAUUCUGGAAAGGAUAUGCAAAACCUAUUCUCUCCUUUUGGCAAUGCCCCUAAGGAUAUAGAAACUGAGUUGUCUGAUGCUGGGAUCAAUUCUCAACAAUUUGGGGUGCCAAACAUGUCAUAUAAGCCAAGAUGUGCCAGUGAUCUUGCUGUUAUUGACAAUGGGGUUCUGAAUAAUAAUUCAUGGAUGAAUCAGACUCAACGCAUGAGAACAUAUACAAAGGUUCAAAAACGAGGCUCUGUGGGAAGAACUAUAGAUGUCACUCGCUACGUAGGCUAUGAUGAAUUAAGGCAUGAUCUAGCACGUAUGUUUGGAAUUGAGGGACAGCUUGAAGAUCCUCAAAGAACUGAGUGGAAGCUUGUAUAUGUUGACCAUGAGAAUGAUAUACUACUUGUUGGUGACGAUCCUUGGGAGGAGUUUGUGAGCUGUGUUCAGAGCAUCAAAAUACUGUCUUCUGCUGAAGUUCAGCAAAUGAGCUUGGAUGGAGAUUUAGGUAAUGUGCCAAUACCAAACCAAGCUAGCAGUGGAACUGACAGUGGUAAUGCGUGGAGGGGACAUUAUGAUGACAACUCAGCUGCAUCAUUUAAUCGAUGAAGGUGCUCCAAUUAAAUGCACUAACUUCUGAAUACGUUUUCAACACAUUUCCCUUGAGGCUGCGAACAACUCAGAUCAGCAUAUUCCAACUGUAAGUGAGGUGGUAGAACCUUGUGUUCUAGGCAGCUGAUGGAAGCAACUCAUGACGUGUCUUUUAUACUUGACGUGAAUUUACAUACCUUUCAAAGUCCCUGCAUGUCCUGUGGCACAGUUGAUAUUAGAUUAGUUCGAUUGCUACUUUAUUGUAAGGUGCAAACUUUAUCAGUGAGAGAAUUUUUAAAUUUAUUAUUUUUCAGAUCAAGUAGGUGUAAAUUAGCUUAGAAAUUAAGGCAUGACAAAAUUUCAGGAAGAAACAUUCCUGUUGUACUAAAUUUAACAGAAAAUGUAUAUCUUUGACGCUUGUGAAAAUUUUGUCUGAUGACAUUGCUACGCUUCAA